Messenger RNA from Harpegnathos saltator (Jerdon's jumping ant), 977 nucleotides. RefSeq lists its product as uncharacterized. Gene Ontology annotation, molecular function: sequence-specific DNA binding. The transcript is spliced from 3 exons. NCBI's taxonomy places the organism in Eukaryota, Metazoa, Arthropoda, Insecta, Hymenoptera, Formicidae. Bases 57 to 839 code for a protein of 260 amino acids. The record is from RefSeq and is a predicted model, not a curated record.
UUCCUAACCCUUAAUGUCAUUAAUGUUUAAUACCAGUUACAUAAAUUUUGUAGAAAAUGACGUGUUGUUGUGUGCCAAAUUGUUCGAACCGAACAGAAAAAGGGUACUCAAUGAGGAGCUUCCCAAUAAAUAGUGAACAGAGGACAGCAUGGAUUGAUAAUAUCAAUAUCCAUAGCGAUAAAAAAUUGUCAAAGCACAUAAAACAUAAUUUAUUCGUAUGCGAAGUCCAUUUUGCAGCAGACAUGUGGGAAAAAGUGCGAGUGGAUGGUAAGAAAAAAUUGAAAGCACAUGCUGUUCCUAUAAUUUUUUCUUCUCCAAACAAUGCAAAUAUUCCAGCUGCGGAAGAAAACACACAUAUUCGUGAAAAUAACGCAGCACAAUCCACAAAUAACCCUGUUGAGGCUCCUACAUCAUCAUCAAAACGACCUGCCAUAGACAUGGAUAUAAACACGGGAAAUGAUGCAAAGAGGUUGCGGAGAAGUGUAACGGAUGAGUCAAUCACACUUGCAAGUGAUGAGUCAAUCACACUUGCAAGUGAUGACACUGUGAAGAUCCUGCAAAGAAAACUGAAUGAAGCCAACAAAAAACUAGAGAAAGCAAAUACCAUCAUCCGCAACAGUGAAACAACAAACAGAAUUCUUCGGCAGCGUCUACAACAAAUAAGAAAUUCCACCAAGAUGCACAGUGAACAAAACAAUUCUUUGGAGUUUUUGAACAAAGUAUUUCAUAAAGAUCAGAUAGCCUAUCUUAAAGCAAAAUAUAAAGGACGCCAUAUACGUCAGUGGACAGAAGAAACUGUCAAAAAAAGCAUUCCAACUCAAACAUGCAUGUGGGGAUAACGGGUAUGAGGAAUUAUUACGCCACGAUAUUCCUUUGCCUUCAACCCGUACUCUACGCAGCCGUUUAGAAUGCAUUACUUUUAAAGAUGGAAUUCUUGAUGAAGUGUUCGACUUAUUAAAGGAGAAAGUGUUAACGUU